Molecule: messenger RNA, 443 nt
Organism: Aethalodelphis obliquidens (Pacific white-sided dolphin)
Lineage: Eukaryota; Metazoa; Chordata; Mammalia; Artiodactyla; Delphinidae
Product: serum basic protease inhibitor-like
Exons: 3
Coding region: 129-443 (104 amino acids)
Molecular function (GO): serine-type endopeptidase inhibitor activity
Source: RefSeq, a predicted model, not a curated record
CAGGACCCAGCCCAGCUCCACCCCUUCCUCACUCCCCUCCUCACUGCGUGUUCCACCCCUCAGCUGGGAUGUGAAAAGCUCUGUCAGCCCCCAGCUUUCCUCAGAAGCCCUCCUGCAAGGCCACGAACAUGAGCCGACUCUGCCUCUCCAUCGCCCUUCUCGUCCUCCUGGGCACCCUGGUGGCCUGCACCUCAGGGGGUAAACACGAGAGCCAUGCCAAAGAUUCCCUGCCUGCCUUCUGCCUGGAACCUCAUCACACGGGUCCAUGCAGGGCCCGGACGAUCAGGUACUUCUACAACGCCAAGUCCGGGCACUGCGACAUGUUUAUAUACGGCGGCUGCCGAGGGAAGAAGAACAACUUCCCAACAGCACAGGACUGCAUGAAGACCUGCGGUGGUCACAUGGGGACCCAUAGACUGGGCCCUACCAGGUAUGGGAAGUAA